Molecule: messenger RNA, 1076 nt
Organism: Protopterus annectens (West African lungfish)
Lineage: Eukaryota; Metazoa; Chordata; Ceratodontiformes; Protopteridae
Product: matrix metalloproteinase-20-like
Exons: 6
Coding region: 45-860 (271 amino acids)
Biological process (GO): extracellular matrix organization; collagen catabolic process; proteolysis
Cellular component (GO): extracellular matrix
Molecular function (GO): zinc ion binding; metalloendopeptidase activity
Source: RefSeq, a predicted model, not a curated record
UCCCCUUUGGGAUCAGAAUAUAGCCAAGAGUACCACACCUCCACAUGUAUCACAAAAUGAUGAGGCUGUCUAUUUUAAUUUGUGCUGCGCCACUUUUUAUCUAUAUAGCAUGCUGUUCUGCUGCCCCAGUACUGCCAGAGCCAGAAUCUGUUUAUCAGACAAAUUAUGAAUCCGCAAAGGACUACCUUAGAAAAUUUUACAACUUCACUGAGCAAGUGUCAAAGAAUGUGACUAAAAUCCUGUUUGAAAAGAAGAUAAAACAAAUGCAACAAUUUUUCCAUCUUCAUGUAACAGGACAACUAGACUCAAACACAGUUGACAUGAUGAAGAAGCCUAGAUGUGGUGUGCCUGAUGUUUCAAACUAUAACUUUUUUUCUGGUAAACCAAAAUGGCGAAAAAACCCUGUUACAUACAGGAUGAAUAAUUAUACACCUGACCUACCUCAGAGAGAUGUAACUGAAACACUUCAGAAGGCUCUCAGUGUGUGGAGUGAUGUUAGCCCUUUGCAAUUUCAUGAAGUUUUAAAUGGUAAUGCUGACAUCAUGAUGUUUUUUGCAUCUCUUGAUCAUGGUGAUGGCUAUCCAUUUGAUGGACCAGGUAAUGUUUUGGCUCAUGCAUUUAGUCCUGGAGAAGGCUUCGGCGGUGAUGUGCAUUUCGAUGAAGGUGAAAAGUGGUCAUUAAGUCAGAGAGGAAUUAACCUGUUUCUUGUUGCUGUCCAUGAAAUUGGCCAUGCCCUUGGGCUUAGCCACUCCAAUGACCCUAAAGCAAUAAUGUACCCCAUCUACAGAUAUGUAAACACAGAGAAUUAUCGUCUGCCACAGGAUGAUGUCAAUGGAAUCCAAGCUCUCUAUGGAAAGUAAAACUUUGUACAGCAGAUUCUUCAUACUGAUUCCAGCAUCUAUACAGUUGCCUAAAAGACAAAGGAGAACUGCUGCUAAAUGUUGAUCCUGACAUUUAUUUUUUUUCCUGUAACUGUGGAUUUUUUCUCUAUCUUUGUUUUAAUUCUGUAGUAUACAACUCUCAUAUUUUCUGUUACAGUCUCCCACAACUGAAUAAAACAUAUUAUUCUAAAGGUU